Mycena indigotica is the source of this 1479-nucleotide messenger RNA. RefSeq lists its product as uncharacterized. NCBI's taxonomy places the organism in Eukaryota, Fungi, Basidiomycota, Agaricomycetes, Agaricales, Mycenaceae. The record is from RefSeq and is a predicted model, not a curated record. The transcript is spliced from 12 exons. The coding region runs from base 1 to 1479 and encodes 492 amino acids. Gene Ontology annotation, molecular function: protein binding. Gene Ontology annotation, cellular component: Cul4-RING E3 ubiquitin ligase complex.
AUGCCUCUCGAUCUUCCUGGUUUCUAUUUUGAUGCAGAGCGCAAUCGAUACUUUCCUGUUGGUUCUCAGCGACCGAUCGCACCCAUAGUGGCGGAUCUUCCGACUCUACCAACACCUAUUCAAAGCCUGCCUAUAGCGCCGCGCAGGAGUUUCAGCUCUUUUGGACGAAACACGGCGAGCUUACCAAGCUUUGCGAGCAGGAAACGAAAAGCGCGAACCGUCCUCCAAGCCCGUUUCCCGAGCACACAAAUUGGCCGUCCUGAGCAUUCCAACGUGGAUUCCCCCAUCUCAGCCUUUUGUCUUGGCUCCACCCGACAAUUUCUUGGGGAUACAUCUGGGUGGCUCUGGUCAAGAGAUUUUCAACCAUACCAGGAUGAUUAUGAACUGGAGGCGGCUGCGCCUUGGACAGGCGAUAUUUGUCCAGCACCGAAAUGCGAGAUCUCCACUAUCUGCACGAGCCAAUCACGCUGCGUGGCCGUAUCGUUUGCCCCCAAAACAAAAGUUUGCAUUCAAGAUGAUCCUGACCGGAUGUCUAUAUUGACUUUAUCCAAUGUGUAUGACGUUCGCUGCGCCAGUUUAGAAGGCUCUUCCUUGUCGCUUGGUGCCGCGCGAAACGUCGCAUAUCUCGCCAACUUGGACCACGGAAAUGCUGUCCGUAAUCUCGCAACCGGAAGCGACGUCUUCUCUGUUGCGUCACACGAAUGGUUAAUUUGGUCUGGCACACGAGGCGGGACGGUUCUCCGCUUCGAUACGCGGAUCGCAACGACCAAGCCCGCGUCGAAUAUUGUGACAGAAAGUACAGCACUCUGGUCAUCUUCAGGUGCACGUUCAUCGGCGCAACAAGCGAGCACAACGACGUUCAUUUAUCCCAUUCACGCUGGCACUUCAAGCGGGCUCGUUGUGGGUUAUAUGGAUGGCAGGCUAGGCAUGAUGGACACAAGAUUUCUCCGACCACACUCAGCACCAGUUAUAACAUACUUGGGCCACGUUGGUUCAGUCUCUACCCAAUUAGGCGCAGUUGUCGAUACCUCGGGGCGUUUCCUAUUUGCUGCUGGUGGCGACUGUCGUCUCCGUGCUUGGGCUCUUGACAACGGCGAGCCUGUGUUAGCAGACACGAAUUCUAGGAUUCAAAGUCUAUUUUCAGAUUCCAGGCGCUUCUCCAGUCCAUUCGUCAGCCUUCAGCUAAGGGAGGAUGAAGAUGUAUUACCCGUUUUGUGGGCUGCUGAGAAAGGGGGGUCGAUUUGGCGUUGGCGAUUAGGGGACCACGAGCCAGCAACCUCGCUUGCUGCCGGCCUGAUUAUGGUCUUCCACGAAUGCAACUCAAUCUUACCCACAGCUGCUUCGCGCAGGCCAGGCGACUGGUUUGAAUCCGCUAACGAUCGCGGUGUGCGUUGGAAGAAGGACUGGCGGGUGUACAGCGGAACACUUGCCGAUACCUCGAGGAUUGAAUCGCGCCGUCUUGUCGAACACUUCACCUGA